AAGACCCACAGAAUCUGACGGCCGAAGCUAAUUUAAACGGUUUUGUUAAAGCUGUCUUGUAAUGUUUACUUCUUUCGCGUUCCGGCGUGUCCUCUCCACUGAGCGCUACAGCUUGCCUGAUAGAACAGAUGCAGCAGUUUCCGACGUGUGACAAAAACAUUUUCCCCUCGAACGCUUGGUUCAGCAUACGGAUUUAUAUUGGUUGAGAGUUCAGUCGAUGCAUUGCCGUCUCUACACUCAAGUGUAGCCGUAAUCGAGAGCGAAGCGAAGUGCCAACAGAGAUCCGCUUUCAUGAUGGCGAUGUUCCGCAGUUUUGUGUCGGCUGCCCAGCUUAGACAGCAUCACCAUCAGCAUCAGCAACAGAACGGGGCAGCUGCAGCCGCACCUGGGGAAAGCGUUGAGAGCCAAUUCUCUUGUCCAAUUUGCUUGGAGGUCUAUCAUAAACCUGUCAGUAUUGCGAGCUGCGCACACACGUUCUGCGGAGAUUGUCUUCAGCCAUGUCUCCAGGUGACGUCCCCCCUAUGCCCCCUGUGCCGCAUGCCUUUCGACCCAAAGAAAGUGGACAAGUCCUCCAACAUAGAGAAGCAGCUCUCCUCCUACAAGGCUCCCUGUCGGGGCUGCAACAAGAAAGUCACCCUCAUGAAGAUGCGCUCACACAUCUCCUCUUGCACGAAGGUUCAGGAGCAGAUGGCAAACUGCCCGAAGUUUGUGCCCGUGGUGCCUACCACACAGCCCAUACCCAGCAAUAUUCCAAACCGCUCGACCUUCGCGUGCCCGUAUUGUGGAGCUCGCAACCUGGACCAGCAGGAGCUGGUGAAACACUGCAUGGAGAACCAUCGGAACGACCCCAACAAAGUGGUGUGUCCCGUCUGCUCGGCCAUGCCGUGGGGUGACCCCAGCUACAAGAGUUCCAACUUCCUGCAGCACCUCCUCCACCGGCACAAGUUCUCCUACGACACGUUUGUGGACUACAGUAUUGACGAGGAGGCCGCACUGCAGGCAGCCCUGGCCGUUUUACUUAUUGGGUGGAGACUUACUUACAACUUAUGGAGUUAUACUCAAUGCAGUCAUGCUGCAACCCCCUCUGAAACUUAUGGGUGUUUUGGUGCCCCCCUGUGGUGACUGUAGAGCCACGGACACCCCCAUCAACCCUGUGUGUGUGUGUGUGUGCGUGCGUGUGUGUGUGUGUGUGUGUGUGUGUCUGAUGAAGUGAGAUUUGGGUGAGUCACAACCAUUGCUGCAAAUAUAGCAUGAGAACUGAAGUUCCUUUUCUUGACUUUAAUGGAAAAAAAGAAAGAAGAAAAAAACACAGCCAUUUCUGACACAUGUAUGCAAAAACAACCCUGUUCUUCUCUUCCUCCACCAUGUUCCCGUUCUCUCUUUCUGCCGUAGAUUUCAUGUAGACAGGCGGCACAAUAUCUGUUGGAACUGAAGGAGGGGGCGAGAGAGUGCUGGUCUAAAGUUGUGCGGUUGAUGAAUCAGGAGCUGGCAUUUUGAUUGUUCUUCUGUUCUUUGUGUUGUUUUAUGUCGCCCAGCCAUUCAUCACAAGACAUUGUGAGUGUACAGUAGAAGCUCACAUUUACAGCUCACGAUCAUUGACAACAAAUGAACACCAUGGCGACAGCCUCAUUUUCAUCGGACUGUUCUUUCAUGACAGGAUUUACUUUUAUCUGCUUUUUUUCUCUCAUUUUGGUGCUGUGAGCCACGGCAUCCUGUAGAUAGUGAUCAGCUUCCCUGUUCAGAGAAUGUGGAAGCUAAUGGCACCAGGCAGAACCAAUAGAGCACAGAUCGUGAUGAUCGACAUGAUCACCUCCAGCUAUCAUCACAUCAUACAGCAACCCAAAGGCAACCAAUGGAUCGUCCCCACCUCCUCUGUCACCCACAGAUUUCUAAUUCACAUCCUUGUGAAUACUUGCACUUGUCACUGUUUUUACUACAUGAACCAAGUGUCGGGUAUCGUUCUUAUUUUCUAGUUUACUAACAGAAUUCUAGUACUUGCAUUGAAUCUUCACUUCUGCUGUUACCUGGUUAACUUGCUACAAUAAUAUUUUUUACAAAGCAUCAGAUAAAGAGAAAAAAAGUAUAUAUUUUUGGAAAACAUUUCAGUUUAAAAAAUGGUGCACUAUUAACAAGAGCGUAAAAAUCAUGUCUUUAUCCACUUGGGGAUGUGUUGGUUUCACCUUUUCGUGUACCCUUUGAAGGGAAGUCUGACUGCCACACAAGUGUAAGACAGGCAGUGGCAUUGUUGGAGCGUGUAUGGCCACAUUGCGCCACAAGAGGUCAGCGUUGGUCCAGAUAUUAGUCUGCAGGUACUGUAAGGCUGCUUUGAGCUCAGUGUCAUGCGGUGUUUGAUGUUUGUGUUCAUUUACUUUGUCGUACUCUCUUAAUCAAGAGCCUGCAUGUGUAGUGGCCAGACUCAGUUCUGUAAGUCAAUCGCAUGCACAGUGCCCUCAUUGAGCUCUGCAAAGGAAGUGAAAGGGUCUUUUGAAUUAAGCGCUUGGUGGAUGUACAUAAGUGAACAUAAACAUUUGUAUAUUGAUCUUUUUCUGCUUAUGUCUACAGUUUAGAUGUCUGAUGGAUGAUGUAACAUGUGGUAUUGGCAAAAUAAACCUGGGUGUUGUAUUUUGGUAAGUGACUUGGGAUGUUAGAGUCAAGAUAGAGGGUUUCAGUGUUUUGCGACUUAAGAAACAUACGUUCUCUGAAUAUCUUUGAUAAUGUAUGCUGUCUUGAUUUCAGCAGGUUGUUCUUCCCUGUUACUCGGAUGAUAUGAGACGUCUUACUUCACUGCACAGGAUCUUAAGUUUGAUCAACAUAUGUGUGCAUUUGAAAAGCAGGGCUUUUAGCAACAGGACGUGUGUGUUGGUUAUCAGGUGUAUGUCAGUGGUAGUCACUGCUGUUAAAAGAGGGAUGAAUGUACUCUGCGUCAGUCUCUAAGGCUUCUCUCAUUUUCAUCUUGACUACAUCCUUUAACCACUUCUGAACCUGUCACUUUAAAGCAUUGUGAGCUGUUUGUGAAAUUUCUGGAAAGCACAGUAAUGAAAGUGUGUGUGUCUGUCUGUGUCUGUGUCCAUAUCUAUGUGUAUGACAGGUAGAGAGAGUGGCGGGUAUAUUGGUGUGCUUUUAUGACUUAUGCCUCUUACAGUAUGUUGUGAAUGAUUGGGGACCUUUUGAAAGGGCUGUUCCUGUUUGCUUACACGCGUUGAUAUAUACACACUUAUAUAUAUAUAUAUAUAUAUAUAUACUAUAAGCUGUUUUUGUUGAGUCUCGUCAUGUGCGGCUGAAACGGCGUGCAAUUGUUAUCUACUUUGAUCACUUAUGUGAUCGUGGCCCUAGUAAGGUGCGUCCACCCUGGUCUGACCACCUCCAGAGUCUGGAGCUGGACACUAUUCUAGCCACAAAUUUCAUUCUGGUCUUAAAGCUUAAAGGAUGUUGUACAGUGACGGUUUUGGGUACCUCUUUUUUUUCAGAGGAAAUAACAGAUUUUUUUUUUUAGAAAAAGAGUGUAGUUCCAAAUGUUUUCUAAACAUUUAGUUUAAAAUAGACGAAUAGAAACACUUUGUUUCUCUUUAGCUGGUUGUGCUCAGUGAUGUGGGUUUCCAGGGAUGGUCUACUAUCUUCCACUGGUUGGCGAUAGCAGUAGAAAUGUUUCAUGCUCAUCAUCUCGAGAAGGACUAGUUCGAAAUGAGUUGUCCUGUAUUCACUCAAGCAGAGAGAGGGAAUGUGUGUGUAUGUAUGACAAUGGAUUUGAACGUGUUUGUCCAGUGAUUUUGUUUUCUUGUAGACUGAAGGUGAAAUCUUUAUGUGAGGCAUCAGACGAAUGUUUUGGGACAUUGCAAGGUAAUAGCAAGAUAUGUUUUAUCUGGUUGUUUUCCUUAGGCAAUCUGAAAGAAAAGUAGUAUUUUGGGAAGGUAAUUAAGAAAUAAUUAAGAGGAAAUAUAAUGUUGAAUAUACAGUGUCUUAACGUGUACAUGUUUUUAUUGUUGAGGGGAAAGAGGUGAUCUGUGUGACAUUUAUUCAAGUCUGAAGUCAGAUGGUGGAACAGAACCAUUUAAGAAUUUAAUUGAUAUCGAUAAACAGUAUUUAAGUGUUACGUCUCAACUUCACAAUGGCUUAAAAUGAUGAGGUCAGGUUUUGAUUUUGCCCACAACAAAAAGUUAUCUUUUUCCCAUUUCAUUGAAAAAUUGCUCUGUUACAAUCAUCCAUUUUUAUCUUAUAAAUGUUGUAUUCCUAUUAUAUUUUAAGUGAUAUUCAUGUGCUCCGCUGUAGCAUAAAUGUAGGUUUUGAAAACUUUUGAUAUUGUAAUUCAUACUUUUAUCUCUAGUGUUAUUUUGGGAAAAUGCCCCAAUGUGUGCACUUUUGUUUUGCUCUUAUUGUGUUCUAACAAUCAUGAAUAUUGUUCACUGCAAACCAUCGGUAUGUUAUUCAUUUUCUGAGCUGGCUGAACUCAGAUCCAUCCAAGAAAAAUUGCAAUAUGAAAUAUUGCUGGAAUUUUCUGGGAAAGACAUCAUAGUCUCUAUUUUGGGAAGGGACAACCUGCAUCCCAUCAGAGUACGUGUGGGAUACUUAAGCCUGAAAAGACAGCCCUGGGUUUGUUCAAUUCAAAGCCAUGAUGUCAUUCACGACAGUCCGGCGUUGGUUCUAUGAGAUCCUGGCCAUUGUUGUCAAACAGAGCAACCUGACCUUCCUCACCUGUUCUCUGGUCCAUGGCUGAAGGCUGUGUGGAGUUGAGGUUGAUGAUGAUGAUGAUGAUGAUGAUGAUGAUGAUGAUGAUGAUGAUGUCUUUUGGUAAGAGUUUACCGGGCCCUUUUCUGUUGAGUUUCACUGGCACUGCUACAGCAAGUUGCCUUUUUCUAACAACCCCUGUGGCUGAUGCGGACCUGUGUGUGUGUGUGUGUGUGUGUGUGUGUGUGUGUGUGUGUGUGUGUGUGUGUGUGUGUGUGUGUGUGUGUGUGUGUGUGCGCGUGUGUGUGUGCGUGUGUGUGUGUGUGUGUGUGUGUGUGUGUGUUGAGCUCCAUGUGAUUAUGCAUCAAUAAGUAAUAAUAGUAAUAACAGUAAUAGCAAUGAGGACUGAUGCUGAAAUGGUUCUGAUGGGAACAAUAAUGUGGAUUUUUGAAGUUGUAACACUGUUUGAGGUUUAAUAAGAUACUUUACUGAUGUAUUUGUAGCAGAUUUUUUUUCCCUCAAUAAAAACACUGACGCAUCCCAACCUGUUCAGAUGUGGGAGUUUUUUUUCUGAUUGGGUUUUAAACAACCAUUAUUUCUGGGGGAAAAAACUAUCUCUAUGUAUGACCCAUCCUCCAUUUAUUUAUUAAUAUAUUAAUAAAAUAAUAUGUUAAUAU
Sardina pilchardus (European sardine) is the source of this 5339-nucleotide messenger RNA. Its product is annotated as E3 ubiquitin-protein ligase RNF166. Gene Ontology annotation, molecular function: ubiquitin protein ligase activity. NCBI's taxonomy places the organism in Eukaryota, Metazoa, Chordata, Actinopteri, Clupeiformes, Clupeidae. The record is from RefSeq and is a predicted model, not a curated record. Gene Ontology annotation, biological process: protein polyubiquitination; ubiquitin-dependent protein catabolic process.